GGACAUUCAGAGGGCCAGCGAUUGUUCUACAAUUUUGUGGAAACUUUCUUGGGACACCGCAAGAGAGGUAUGGAUAAUGAUCAUCGUGAUUCUGUCAUAACUAGUUUUAAACUUUCCAUGGAUGAAUAUGACUGGAGCAAUGCUCACCGCAUAGAUAGAUGGUUAGGUUUUGUAGUUGAAAAUAGAAUGAUCAAGAAAUUGAUCUUUUGUUGUGGGAAGAGGAUGAUGAGAAUGGUACCAUGUACUACCCUAUAGCUUACCUAAACCACUAUUCAAUGCAAGAUAUUUGACUAUUUUGGAUUUGGCUAGGGUAGAGUUGGAUUGUCGUUACUCAUUUAGUUUUCCAUAUUUGAAAUCUUUGAAAAUGACCAUUGUUCGGCUUGCAGAAAAAGAUGUGUUGGCCAAGCUGUUGUUGGGUUCCCCUUCUCUUGAGAGAUUGAAAUUAAGCUGUUUAACUAGUGAUCAUAAGCUCCACAUACUUAGUGAUAAUUUAGGCUUGAAGUUCUUGGAUGUUGUAGUGGAUGACAAUAUAGUAGUUGAGCAAAUUGAAGUGGUAAAUCUUGAAACUGUGAUGCUAUCUGGUGUUUCCUUUGACAGAAUAAAUCUCUCUGUAUGCAAGACAAUUAGAAUCCUCAAGUUAACUUGUGAUUAUUAUAUGAAAGAGUUGUCUGUUAGAAUUAUUUAUUUGUGGACUAAUAUAAUACCAUAAUCACAAUCAUUAACUAUGUGCCCAAUAUUUAUUCACUACCAUAAUGGGAUGGUUAAUAAUUAAUAAAUGUAUUAGAGGCACAUGGGAGCACCCUAAAACUAUAAUUGGUCCAUUAAAUUAUAGUCCACCACUAAUUAUACUUAUUACCCCAAUAAGCCUAAUAUAACCCCUUAGGGUUAAGUGUUGUAUAUGAAAAUGGUAAUAUGUGUUUAGUAUGAGUUAAGAGAGGGUGUGUGGUGAAAAGAAAAGGGUUUGCUCUCAUAGGUUCUCUUCUACCAACUUGGUGAUUAUCCACAUUGAAUUGAAGGUUUUGGUGUCUUAGCAACAAAUGGAGAAUACCAAUAUGGGAGGUAUGUGUUUUACAUUUGUGAUGCUCUAAAUAAAGUAUAGAUUUUGGUUUUAAUGAUUAUGAACAAGUUUAAUGUAUGUUUGGAUAGUUCAUAAUCUAUGUGAAUGUUUAACAUUGUCAUCAUUAGAAAAUAUCAUUUCAAAUCUUCCUCUCUUUGAGGAUUUGACUUUGAGCAAUGAUCAAUGCUCGGGAUUGAAGCGUAUUAACAUCUCGAGUGAAAGUCUGAAAGGUUUUCGUGUAAAUAACCCUUGUGAUUACGAAACGAAUGUUAUAGUUAAAUCAGCUCCGAAAUUAGCAUCAUUUUGUUAUAAAGGUAGUUUCAAAUUUAGUAUAACAAUGGAGUCAUCCAAUUUGUUGAAUGGGACAUUCAUAAUUCUUUCGUGGCCGUGGCGUGAGAACUUUGAUGGAGAUUGGUUUAUCAAUGUGUUGAAUUUUCCUUUGAAUCUCAAUUGUUCAUGGAAUAGGGUAAGCCUGCAUGUUGAGUCAGUUAAGGCUCUCAUCUUCCCCGAAAAAUUGAGGAGGGCAUGUCCUUCUUCAUUGCUUAAUUGGGAGCAUAUAAGAGUGUUUGCUCGACGUGAACUACUGAGAGAAUCAGAAUUGAGAGACGCUCUGUUGUGGAUGUCUCCUUCUUUAAAAGCAUUAUCUAUAACAAAACGGUCGUCUUCUACCUACUUUUGUUGAUGAAGAUUAUACUUUUGUUGGAUAUAUACAAGGCUGGCUACUUAGGUUACUGUGUUGAUUUGUUUAUUCUCUUCUUGGUUAUGCAUUUUAUCGUUGUUCACUGCUUAGGUUGAAGCUAAUCUCAAGGUUUUGACAACUUG
Messenger RNA from Cannabis sativa, 1879 nucleotides. RefSeq lists its product as uncharacterized. Lineage: Eukaryota; Viridiplantae; Streptophyta; Magnoliopsida; Rosales; Cannabaceae. The record is from RefSeq and is a predicted model, not a curated record. Bases 1131 to 1739 code for a protein of 202 amino acids. The transcript is spliced from 2 exons.